CUUGUCAUCACCUUCCUUCUCUCAACUUCCCUAUAUAUAUAGAAACCCUUUCUUCUCUCUUAAGCAAACAUUUUUAUCAAGAUAUUAACACAAGAAUACGAUCAUGAAGCUCGUCUGGUCACCGGAAACUGCCUCUGACGCUUACAUCCACACCGUUAGAUCAUGUAAAAGCUACAGAGAAUCGAGUGUAGCGGAGUUCUUAUCGGCUACGGCGGCGGGAUGGAACACUAGGCUGAUCGUCGAGACUUGGUCACGUGGAGAUCCGAUUGCCACCAGCGUCGGACUCGCCGUCGCGGCGAUACACACAUGUGGAAGACACGUGUGCAUAGUUCCUGACGAAGAGUCAAGGUCGGAGUACGAGGCGGUGAUGAAAGGAGCCGUUAACAGUGAAUCAACGGAAGUUAUGGUUUUAGAUUCGGCGGAGGACGUGGUGGAGAGAAUCACCGGCGUGGAUUUCAUGGUGGUUGAUUCGAAACGCCGCGAGUUCGUAAAGGCGUUGGGAUUAGCGAAAACGAGUAAAAUGGGCGCCGUUUUGGUGUGUAAAAACGCCACGCAGAAAUCUAUCCCUGGGUUUAAAUGGCACGGUGUUUUGAGACGAGGCACACGUGUCGUGAGGUCGGUGUUCUUACCCGUCGGGAGAGGAUUAGAAAUCGCACACGUGGGAGCCAGUGGUGGUGGUAAUGAUUUGAAGAAGAUUCCUAGCCGUUGGAUUAAACACAUAGAUCCUCGAUCUGGAGAGGAACACUUGUUUAAGCGUUAGUCAACGUUUUUUUUUUUUUUCCUUUAAUCAAAAACAUGCCAUGUAUUUUUCCAUAACAAAUACCAUUUCUAAUCAUGUAAUAUAUAGAAAAGAAUCUCGCCAAGUCAAGAAUUUGGAUGAUUUGUUUCCAAAUGUAUAGCUUCCUUUUGCUUCUA
Molecule: messenger RNA, 915 nt
Organism: Arabidopsis lyrata subsp. lyrata
Lineage: Eukaryota; Viridiplantae; Streptophyta; Magnoliopsida; Brassicales; Brassicaceae
Exons: 2
Coding region: 104-760 (218 amino acids)
Source: RefSeq, a predicted model, not a curated record